This is a messenger RNA of Adineta ricciae, 1602 nucleotides long. The record is from the annotation of a GenBank genome assembly. NCBI's taxonomy places the organism in Eukaryota, Metazoa, Rotifera, Eurotatoria, Adinetida, Adinetidae.
AUGUCUACAGUUGCCACUGCCAGUUCAUAUUUCGAAGAACAAUCAGCCGAACCUCAAAUUCGUCAUCGAUUAGUCAAACCAGUUGAAAACAAGAUGAUACCAUUAUUCACUCGCCGUUACACAUCAUCACGUAGUUUCUACUCAAUUCGAAAUCUUUUAUUUAUUCUGAUCUUCAUAACCUCUGUAUUUAUCCUAUACUCAUCUCUAUCAUUAUCUCCAUUGCUUCGUUUUCUCGAUCCGUAUUCUUAUGUAUUAGUGAUAGACGCAGGUUCCACUGGAACGCGUAUUCAUGUUUAUAAAUUUCGUGCAGCGACUGACAAUGAGAAUGGUGAUACAUUUGUGCUAAAGAAUGAAGUGUUCAAGGAACGUAAACCCGGUUUAUCAUCAUUUGCUGAUCAAGUCGAUAGAGCUGAAGAUCAAAUUGAUGAAUUAUUAAAAAUUGCUGAUCAAGAAGUGAGUCGCUUCAAACAUCGAAGCACGCCGCUGGUUCUACGUGCCACAGCUGGUCUACGUUUGAUUAGUGAAACAAAACAAAAACUUUUAUUAGAAAGCGUGGCAAGAAUCUUUCGAAAAUAUGGCUUUUAUCAACCAAAAAUGGAUAUUGCAAUCAUGAACGAAACCGAAGAAGGCAUUGACGCUUGGCUCACACUUGUUUAUUUGAAAGGUGAACAAUUCUACGGAAGUCGUAUCGCAGCCCUUGAUCUAGGCGGUGGAUCAACUCAGAUAACAUACAAUCCAGCUUUGUCAAAUACGACAUUGGCCGAAAAGUUGAAUCUAUUGCUGAAAGCUCAGCAACCAAUUGAACCUGAACAGAUCAACGCAUUUCGCGACCCAGCCAAUAAAAACAAGAAGCAAAUGCCAAGAAUUGAUGUCGAUCAAGCUGGUCUAGAAGAAAUCAAGCCGGUCAAAGUUGUGAAACAUCAAGAUUUUCUCGAUAAAAACAGAAAAUUAAGUGAAGAAGAAAUGCUGAUGGCCUAUAUGCAUCAAUUCCGAAUGUUUCGUCGUGAUAUCAAAUUGUACUCACGUUCGUACUUGGGCUACGGUUUGAUGAUCGCGCGUCAAACAAUAUUUAUCAACGAAACAAACGAUCAGAAUUUGAUUAAUGCACAUCAAUUAAGAAGUCGCUGUUUUCUUAACGAUGCAACGGGAAAGUUCAAGUUUCAAGAUGUUACGUGGACUGUACAAGCGCAUGGAGAUGUAAACGCUGAUGAGCGGUUCUAUUCGUGUAUGUCAUCAGUUGAUCAUUAUAUUAGUUUGAAUGUUCAACCAGCUGUUGGUCUCGACCAAAUGUCCAUCUAUGUUUUUUCAUAUUUUUAUGACAUUGCAAAUGAUGCUGGUCUUCUAUCUUCGGACGACGAUCCGUCAGCAGCAUCAGUUCGAACAAUGCCGAUUCGUGUUUUGAAACAAACAGCGAAAAACGUUUGUCGUGGUUCGACAUCGACAUCACAAGAGCAUCCAUUUUUAUGUUUUGAUUUAACCUAUAUUUACUCAUUAUUAACAAAAGGUUAUGGUCUCAAUGAAGAUAUUGAAAUUCAUAUCUGUAAAAAGAUUCAACAAUUCGAAGUAGCAUGGUCACUCGGCUUAGCGUUAAAAUUGUUAUAA